UCCGAUCUGCUUGUAGGUGUGUGUGCUGCAACCCUACCCUGCUGUCUUGUUCUAUCGCCCCCAGCCUGCGCGCAAUCCGACCCACCCACACGACUGGGCCGGCCGUCGCUAACGCCCUACUUCGGCCCCCUUUACCGGCGACGAGCACCACCACCACCAGGUAUGCCCUCCCUUUGUUCUUCCCUUCCUGCGGCGCGAAGCCGUGCGCCCAAACCCUAACUUCUAUUCGUAGGUACGCCUUCCCCUUGUCCCUCCCUGCUGUGCGAAACCGUGCGCCCAAACCCUAACGUACUGGUAUUCGGAUCUGAACUAUGCAUGUAUUAUUCCUACUCACUUCGAUUGCUUUGCAAAAAAAUAUCGGGUGUCCAUGUGUACACCCAGGUCCGCCCCUGGCUGUGAUGCUCUUCUGUGUUUCCGACAGCGCCCUCGCGUGAUUUGUUUGAUGUCACCAUGUCAUCUUAUCCUGUGCUAAACAACCGACCAAUUGAUCAGUGGAGGGUUACUGAUUUGAAGGAUGAGCUCCGUAAAAGGAAGCUUCCUGUUAAAGGUUUGAAGGAGGAACUCGUAAGGCGACUCUUUGACUCCAUUCAGAGUGAAAUAGAAGCUGAUGAAGCUGACGAAGCUGAUGAGGAUGUGGGAGUGAAUGUGGAUGAUCAGUUGCCUGAUGCCAAUGCUAGCGAGGAAAAUACAGUUACCGUUACGGAAGUUCAUCAGGAAACUGUGGUUCAUGUCACUCAGCAAGUUGAAGUUCCUACCACCAAAGCUGGUCAGGAAUCCACAAUUUCUCCCACUAGAAGGGCCCCCAGUGUCGAUGUUGAAGAGGCCUCAGCAGACGAAGAAGUACCCGAAUCAGUUGCUGAAGGAAAUAUGUCAUUUGAAGAAGUGCAAGUGCAUACUGAAAUUACUAAUGAGCCUGUUCAUGAGAAGACCACAGACGUUGACACCAAUGAUACAGUUGUUGUUAAUGAUGCAAUCGAUGUGAAUUCAGACUUGGCGCCUGCUGAAGUCAAGUUUGGUGCUACGGAAGCAAGCAAAAUUGAAGAACAUGAUUUCCCCCCUGCACCUGUAGAUGCCUUAAAUUCAGAUGCUGCUGGUCCUAUGGAUACUGAUGUCGUCACAGCUGCAACUUCAGACGUUGGUUCUAUGGAUACUGAUGUUGUCACACGUGCACCAGUUAGCGAUGAUGAGGAGAAACUGGAACUGAAGGUUGAUUUGGGUAACAAGGUGUCAAUGUAUGAUGAAGAUAACAAUAGUUCUGAUACCAUGAAUGAGGACUGCAAGCCCAUCGUAUCAAAACCAAACAAUCAGGUACCUGAGGUUAGUCCAGAUUUAGGGUCUCAAAUUAAGUGUGAGUCGAUUUCUACUGAUAAUCUAUCAUCUAACAAAAAGAAUACUAUAAAAGAUAAUUUAAAUGCUAAUAAUUUUGAUUUAGAAUUAGAGGUUCAGCCGAAGAUGGUCCAACCAUCAUCCGGCAUUACUUCAUUAGGUGGAGAUUUGCAGCCAUUGGAUGAUGACAAAGAGCUGGUUAAGAACCAGACAUCUUUGGAAGACAUAGAUUCCACAGCUAAUGUGGACUCAUACAAGAAGGAUAGUCCUGAAGGUGGGUCUCCAGAGAAAUUAAAUCUAGACAGGAGUUCAGGUGAUGAGUCAAUGGAGGAGGAUGUUGUGGAAAUUAAACAAGAUGAGGCCAAUAUGAAAUCUGAUGAUCUCGGACAAAAGAAUGAGCUUAACUCAGAAGAUGUGAAAGAGGUGAUCCUCCCUGAUUCUGUUGUUGAGGCUUCCAAGGAGGUUACGGCUGAAGAAAAGUCAGCAGCUUCAACAGAAAAGAGAAAACUUGAAGAUGAAGAUAUUGCAAACACUGAACCAAUCAAGCGACAACGUCGGUGGACUGCAGACGUUGCCAAAGUUCCAGAGAGACAAGCAUUGAGUCAAACUGGUCCUGAAACUCCUAAGGAUAUUUUUCAGCCUGCUUUCAAACGAUCUUUUGGGAGGUCUGAUUCAACAGCAAGUGUAGAUUCUCCUAAGGAACGGAUUGUACCACCUGCAGAGAAACCUGCCACAACUUCUUUGAGAAUUGACCGAUUUGUACGCCCAUUUACCCUGAAAGCUGUGCAGGAGCUUCUUGGUAAAACUGGAUCUGUACAAGACUUCUGGAUGGACCAUAUCAAGACUCAUUGCUAUGUGACAUUUUCUUCGGUGGAUGAAGCAAUGGCUACUAGGGAUGCUGUUUACAACCUACAGUGGCCCCCAAAUAACGGCAAUAAGUUGGUCGCCGAAUUUGUUGAUCCUCAGGAAGUGAAGCUCAAGGUUGACCCCCCUCCCCCGCCAGCUGCUCCUGUUAGCCCAGCUGCUAUCACAAGGGCACCUCCUCUUCAACAGACUCAAAGUGUGCCACGCCAGGCUGCUACACCAAAAGAGCAACUGCCACCUCCACCACCGCCUCCCCUUGCUAAGCCACCUAUGGCUGACCCGGCGGCUAUAGCGAGAGAGAGGCUUCCACCCACUCCGAAGAAGCCAGAGCCUCCUGUUGUGACACUUGAUGAUCUCUUCAGGAAGACACAGUCCUCUCCAAGGAUCUACUAUCUGCCUUUAUCAGAAGAGGAGGUGGCAGCCAAGCUCGCCGCACAGGGCAAAGGAAAAAAGGAGUAGGAGGUGUUGGCUUCCAUUUUCGGCUAUCUCGGAGUUUGUUGUGGAACAUGGCGUGCGGUGGUCACAGCAUCAGACAGGUGCUACUGCUGCAGACCAUUUGAAAUAACCGGCGGCCGUGACUGCCGCGGCGGAAGAGUAGUCGUAGGGCUAGUGUAGGAGCAGCAGCAGCGGCUUGUAUUUCUUAAAGAGAUUAUUAGUUUUGGUUGGGUCUCCGACUGCAGUGUGUGCUAAAGUUAUUUGAGCUGCAUGAGGUUUUGUUUGGGUACUCUAGUAUUGAUCCCAAUCUAUAUGUGUUGAGGUGUAAAUUAGUUUAAGUUACAUCCUAAUCCACCUUAAUAGAUGUGGGUUGAGUUAAAUAUUAGAGUACCCAAACUAGGCCUGAAGCGUCUGAAGAACUUGGUUUAAUCUAUGCUGUCAGGUACUGUUAAAAGGCACCAGUUUUAGUGUUGAGUCUAUGAAGAAUAUUGUUGGGAUU
Molecule: messenger RNA, 3124 nt
Organism: Zea mays
Lineage: Eukaryota; Viridiplantae; Streptophyta; Magnoliopsida; Poales; Poaceae
Product: Putative SAP DNA-binding domain family protein
Exons: 6
Coding region: 451-2649 (732 amino acids)
Molecular function (GO): nucleic acid binding
Source: RefSeq, a predicted model, not a curated record